Molecule: messenger RNA, 2678 nt
Organism: Tachysurus fulvidraco (yellow catfish)
Lineage: Eukaryota; Metazoa; Chordata; Actinopteri; Siluriformes; Bagridae
Gene: arfip1
Product: ADP-ribosylation factor interacting protein 1 (arfaptin 1)
Exons: 11
Coding region: 206-1612 (468 amino acids)
Biological process (GO): regulation of Arp2/3 complex-mediated actin nucleation; intracellular protein transport
Cellular component (GO): trans-Golgi network membrane
Molecular function (GO): phospholipid binding; protein domain specific binding
Source: RefSeq, a predicted model, not a curated record
AACCCGGCGAGCUGUUCCGUUCUUCCGGUUUCAGAGUUGAUCCGACUAAAUCAAGCGGAAGUGCACGAGCGUGUAUGUGAAGUGUAAAUGCCACCGGGAGCGCGAGACAAACAGCGGAGUGGUUUUAUACAGGUAACGGGAGCAGUAAAAUUGAGGUGUUGGAAGAACUUGGUGACUUGGUUGUGGACAUCACCACUGGGUCAGGAUGUCUGAGGCUAGUCUCGAGUCAGAGAAGAACCUUACAGUCACUCAGGAAGAGGUUCAGAGUGACAUGGACAAGUCUGUGAGCCAGUCAGAGAGCUUGACUGAUGACACGCAUGUGACUGAGAGCCACAUUAAUGCCAGUAAAGGUGCUACAAACCUCAGUCAUGAGCGUAAUGGUGAGGAUGAUGAAGGCCACCAGGAUACAGUAAUGCAGAACCGCAGCAAUAGUGAUAGAGUUCAUACAGUCACUAAGGAGAAGUCUAAUCCUGAAGCAUCACAGAAUAUAAAGCUGGUCAUGUCAGAUGAGGCCUGCAGAAGUCCAGCUGCUGAGCUGUCAGUCAGCAGUAACGGAGACUCGGGUGGAGACGUUUACCAGCAUGAUGUGUCCCAUGGACCAAUCACAUCCCACAUCCACAGUGCAGACCAUGGCCUGAGUGAGGGUGUGACUGCAGAGGGACCAAACACAGGACAGAAGAGUCAGCCUUCAUCCUCCUCAUCUCCACCCCCUAGCGUGGCUCCCAGUCAUGUGGCGGCUGGUCGUCUGUCUCGCUCUGGCAGUGAUAGUCAGGUGGAGAGAGAGACAGGUUCAGGAAAAGAGCAGUCCAACAGCGGUGCUGUGGUUCUCGCAGAUGACAUGAAAAACCCGGCGAUGGAAAAACUCGAGCUGGUCAGAAAGUGGAGCAUUAACACAUACAAAUGCACUAAGCAGAUCCUGUCAGAGAAGCUGGGUCGUGGGUCACGCACCGUGGAUUUGGAACUGGAGGCUCGAAUCGAUGUGCUGCAUGAAAACAAGCGUAAAUAUGUGCAGGUUGUGACUCUGGCACAGACGCUGGCCAGUCAGCUCGCUCAGAUGAUGCAGACGCAGCGACAGCUGGGUGAUGCCUUUGCUGACCUUAGUCUGAAAACUCCUGAGCUGCAUGAGGAGUUUGGCUACAAUGCUGACACUCAGAAGCUCCUGUCUAAGAACGGUGAGACCCUUUUAGGAGCCAUCAACUUCUUUAUCGCCAGCAUCAACACUCUGGUGAACAAAACCAUAGAGGACACUAUGAUCAACAUCAAACAGUACGAAGCAGCUAGAAUUGAAUAUGAUGCGUAUCGUACAGAUCUGGAGGAACUGAAUCUCGGGCCACGAGACUCCACCACGCUGCCCAAGAUCGAGCAGUCUCAGAUCCAAUUCCAGAUGCAUCGUGAAAAGUAUGAGAAGAUGCGCAAUGACGUCUCCAUUAAACUUAGAUUCCUGGAGGAGAAUAAGGUGAAGGUUCUCCACAACCAGCUGACCCUCUUCCACAAUGCCAUCGCUGCAUAUUUUGCUGGAAACCAACAGCACCUGGAGCAGACGCUUAGACAGUUUCAUGUCAAACUGAAAAUGCCUGGUGCAGACACACCCUCCUGGUUAGAGGAACACUGAGUUCUUAUCUAAACCCCCUUCAAAGGUCCUGCAAGUGGUUUGUUCCAGAGAAGAAGCAAGAAGUCCAUGCACUCCUCAUACUAAAAAUCUGAAAAACACCCAGUCUUCUUGCCAUUUUCCUGUUUUUCUACCCAAGGACACUAAAGCUGUUAACAAAUUUAAAUUUUGGAGGGAAAAAGAAACAAGAACAUAUCAUUUCUCUUUGGUUUUUUUAAGCGAGUGUUUAUCUGGGAGAAGUUUGUUGUGUGUAUGGGAGAAAAUCAGUCAUGCACUUUAAUAACGUCCUGAAAAGGUUGCGACAAAUCAGAUCUUUUUAUAAAAACACAAUAUUUUAUUGAAUGUAAACCAAAGGGUAUAAACAAUAAAUAAGUCCAGGCCUGCCAGAACUUUCUCCUACUCUGGUUUCUCUGUGUUGCUUCUAAACACAAGUGAUUUUUCUUCAUACUUUCAACUGGAGAAAUCCCAAUUUCCAGAGUCCCAGGUUUGAGAACAAUGAGUCUGGAAGUGUUUUGGUUUUUUUCCAUACAUUUUGGAAAAGUAAGAAGAUGCAUGCAGACAGGGCAUGCAUCAUUUUCUUACUUUUCCAAAAUGUAAGGAAAAAAAACCCAAAUUAUUAAAUCGAGAGGAGGGAAAAUCUUUAAAACCCUUCAUAUUUAAAGUGAAUGUUUUCAGAAUUGACAAUAAUGUGCCUUUUCUCUCCAUCAGUUAGAAAUACAGUACAUGCUGUGGACCAACACACACCAAUACAUGUGUACCUUAAUGAUGUGUAACUAAAAGGUCCUGCAGCUUCUUUUUCACUCUUUACUAUAUAACCACUUUUUAAUUUUAUAAACUCUCAUGUACUUUAUCAGCAUUCCUGAUUAUAAAAAGUUUCAGAACUGUUUUGUAUUUGAUUAUAAACCAAAAGCAGAUGUUUCUGUGUCGGCGAUGUUUGUGACUGCUCUUUUGUUUCACACUUGCUUGCUGAUACUUUUAAUAAUGAAUCUAUAUUUCUUCAACAUGUUUGCAAAUCUCAAAGAUCAGAAAGUGAAAAAGAAGUCUUCAUUAAAAAUUCUUUGUAGUCCAA